Messenger RNA from Gracilinanus agilis (Agile Gracile Mouse Opossum), 978 nucleotides. RefSeq lists its product as uncharacterized. Gene Ontology annotation, biological process: regulation of DNA-templated transcription. The record is from RefSeq and is a predicted model, not a curated record. The transcript is spliced from 5 exons. Bases 1 to 888 code for a protein of 295 amino acids. Lineage: Eukaryota; Metazoa; Chordata; Mammalia; Didelphimorphia; Didelphidae.
AUGCUGGGAAUCUCCUGUGAGCAGUCUCAGCUCCUGGAAGGUUCCCAGGUGUGCUUCUUGGACCAUUUCUGGGUGAGAGCGGGAGGGGAGGGAGUCCACGCGCAGGCGCGGCCCUGGCUGCCUGCUUCUCGAGUGAAACUUUGCUCCCUAACGCUUGGGAGCGGAAAGAAUCCGGUGGUCCAGUUCCUGGUUACCGAGCUUGGGAGUGCGGGGCGUGUGCGCAUGUGCAACAAGACUGGCUUAGCAGCGCCCCCGUGUAAGUGCUUGUGGUGGAGGGAGGGGCCGCCCCGCGUGUCUCUGGGUCUGUCCAUCACCUUAAAGGACCACAGAAAAGGGACCAACUCGGAAGUGCCGGCUCAGACCCGGGCGGCUCUGUCUGGAGCAGGUUCCGUGGCGGGGCUUGGCCUUCCCUUCUACCCCCGGAGCCAGGACGCAGCUGGGGAAGGGGCUGCUCCAGGCUCUUCCCUGGAGAUGUUCAGGUGCACAAACAGGAAGUCCCCCCACCUCCGGGCUCCACCCCCGAAGGACCCGCUUGUGGCCCCAGCAGAGAGCCCGCAGCCAGAGGGAAUGGCCCCCGGGACCCCGAGGCCCCCCUCCCAGGGGUCAAUAACACUCAAGGAUGUGGCCCUGCAUUUCACCCAGGAGGAGUGGGGCCUGUUGGACCAUUCUCAGAAAGAGCUGUACCUGGAGGUCAUGCUGGAAAAUGUGCAGAAUCUACUCUCUGUGGAGGCUGAGACUACUUUUGAAGUGAAGGAGAUCAGUACAAUGCCGAGCUUCUUUGUAGAAGGAUGUGGCCCCCAAAGAUGUAUGAAUGAGCAUCCCUGUGACUUCAUUUUGGGAGAAAUUGUUGAUUUUAAUAUCAAGGCAAAAAGGCAUUUUCAGACUUAAACAAGCAGAACCAGUCUUUGGAUACACUAUUUGGUCAUAUCUGCAAGAUGGAUGAUUUUAGAAAUACUUUCACACACAAUAAAAAUGAAA